AGAUCAGAUCAUCUCUGCAAGACUGCAUCCAUGGAUGCUCCCUUUCUUGCCACUUCCCUUGCUGUUCUUACCACCCUCUCUUUGCUUGCUCUACCACUGAGUGCCGCAUCUCAUGAUAUUCUACCACUGAAAUCCUCUCUCAUCGUAGAAGACUACAAAACCAACAGCCUGCAGUCAUCUGAUGGCACAUUCUCCUGUGGCUUCUACAACAUCUACACAAACGCCUUCACCUUCUCAAUUUGGUACUCCAAUUCAGCUGACAAGGCCAUCGUCUGGAGCGCGAACCGAGGCCGCCCCGUGCAUUCAAGGAGAUCGGCGAUCACUUUGCGCAAGGAUGGAAGCAUAGUCCUCUCUGACUAUGAUGGCACGGUCGUGUGGCAAACUGACGGUAAAUUCCCAGAUGUUCAGUAUGUUCAGUUACUGAACACCGGUAACCUUGUCCUAAAGAACUCCAGUGGCAACAUUGUUUGGCAAAGUUUUGAUUCUCCAACAGACACCUUCCUUCCAACUCAGCGAAUUUUUGCUACAACAAAGUUAGUCUCCACCACUCGUUUGCAGGUUCCUGGUCACUACUCAUUCCGUUUCAGCGAUCAGUCGAUAUUGUCUCUUAUAUACGAUGAUGCUAAUGUUUCCGGCAUAUACUGGCCAGAUCCUGAUUACCUGUACUAUGAGAAUAAUAGGAACCUUUAUAACAGCACAAGGAUAGGGAGUCUUGAUGAUUAUGGUGAUUUUUUUGCAAGUGAUCUUGCUAAUAGUAAAGCACUUGUUGCCUCUGAUAGAGGCUUUGGGAUUAAAAGAAGGCUUACCUUAGAUUACGAUGGUAAUCUUAGACUCUAUAGCUUGAAUAACUCAGAUGGAACAUGGACAGCUUCAUGGAUUGCUCAACCUCAAACUUGCAUGACUCAUGGUUUAUGUGGUCCAUACGGAAUCUGCCACUAUUCGCCUACACCAACAUGUUCAUGCCCACCUGGUUACAGGAUGAGGAACCCAGGUAAUUGGACACAAGGUUGCAAGCCUACAGUAGAAAUUGCAUGCGAUGGUACACAGAAUGUGACAUUUUUGCAACUCCCAAACACUGACUUUUGGGGUUCUGACCAACAGCGUAUUGAAAAGGUGUCUUUAGAGGUGUGUUGGAACGCAUGCAUAAGUGACUGCACAUGUAAGGGGUUUCAGUACCAAGAAGGGAACGGUACAUGCUAUCCAAAAGCUUUUCUCUUUAAUGGAAGGACUUUCCCGACACCUUUCGUGCGCACAAUGUACAUCAAGCUUCCUUUAAGUUUGGAUGUUCCAAAGAUCCCCAUUCCACAGUCAAGUGUGCACGAUUCUACACCAAGCCAACUUGUUUGUGAUCAUGUAAGAACAAUAACCACAGAAGCAUUUCUUAACAUGAAUGAGGUUAGUGGGAGUGAAUCAAAAUGGUUCUACUUAUAUGGGUUCAUUGGUGCAUUUUUUGUUAUUGAAGUUUUAUUCUUCGCAUUUGCAUGGUUCUUUGUCUUGAGGAAGGAGAUGAGGUCAUCGCGGGUAUGGGCAGCUGAGGAAGGCUAUAGGGUCAUGACUAGUCAUUUCCGAGCGUAUAGUUAUAGAGAGCUGGUUAAGGCAACUGAAAGGUUUAAACAUGAGCUUGGAUGGGGAGGUUCAGGAGUUGCCUACAAGGGAAAAUUGGAUGACGAUCGAGCUGUGGCCAUAAAGAAGCUGGAAAAUGUUGCGCAAAACAGGGAGGACUUCCAGGAUGAGUUGCAGGUCAUUGCAAGAAUCAACCAUAUGAACCUAGUAAGGAUUUAUGGUUUUUGCUCAGAAAGAUUCCAUAGGUUGCUGGUCUUGGAGUAUGUUGAGAAUGGAUCAUUGGCUAAUGUUUUGUUCAACAGUAAAAUCUUGUUAGAUUGGAAGCAAAGGUUUAAUAUUGCUUUAGGUGUUGCAAAGGGGCUGGCUUAUCUUCACCACGAGUGCCUAGAGUGGGUCAUUCACUGCAACCUAAAGCCAGAGAACAUUUUGCUGGAUGAGAAUUUAGAACCCAAGAUCACUGAUUUUGGGUUGGCAAAGCUGCUGAGUAGAUCUGGGUCUAAUCAGAAUGUUUCACAAGCACGAGGGACUAUAGGUUACAUUGCCCCAGAAUGGAUUUCUAGUUUACCUAUAACAUCAAAGGUUGACGUGUAUAGUUAUGGAGUCAUUCUUCUUGAGCUAGUGUCAGGAAGAAGAGUCUUUGAUCUGAUCGUAGGUGAGGAUGAGAAAGUGCAUUUCAUACUCAAGAAGUUUAUCAACAUGAUUUGUUAUAGAUUGGAAAGUGAGUCAUUGUGGUUAGCAGAGUUUGUAGAUUGUAGACUGGGUGAUGAAUUCAACUACUUGCAAGCAAAAACUUUGGUAAAGUUGGCUGUGUCGUGCUUGGAGGAAGAUAGGAAGAAAAGGCCAACAAUGGAAUCGAUAGUGGAGAGCCUCCUCUCAGAAGAUAGCUAGAAGUUAAUAAAAACAAUAGUGUACCGAAGGAAGAAUAUUUGUAAUAUGGAAAAUCUCUUAAUGGUAGGCUAUGGUGAGAAACAUUCUAGUUCUAGGAGUUUUAGUUUCCUAGGAUCCUAGGAUUACUGCAAUGUAUUAUUGUUUUGUAUAUAUUGUUUUAUAGAAGUGUGUUUUAUUUAGAUAUCAUAACUGGAUCCAUGUUAGUAAUGGAUUAUGGAAUAGUGAUAGUAUAUAUAUAUACUAAUA
Oryza brachyantha (malo sina) is the source of this 2697-nucleotide messenger RNA. RefSeq names its product putative receptor protein kinase ZmPK1. Gene Ontology annotation, biological process: protein phosphorylation; recognition of pollen. The record is from RefSeq and is a predicted model, not a curated record. Bases 31 to 2451 code for a protein of 806 amino acids. The transcript has a single exon. Gene Ontology annotation, molecular function: protein serine/threonine kinase activity; ATP binding. Lineage: Eukaryota; Viridiplantae; Streptophyta; Magnoliopsida; Poales; Poaceae.